GUAGCCCCAUGGUGGUGAGCCGAGGAUGGUGUUUAAGAAGACAGGCGUUACUUGAUUUCAGCGAACUAUUUUAAGUGUUAAAAUUCGGGAUUUUUUUUCUAGAACUAUAAAGAGGAUAGCAACAGAUGACUUUCUCCCGUUUUGUUUUGGUGGUUUUAAUUCCUUCCCCUCUCCCUAGGCCAGCCCAGCUAAAUCGUGCGCUUUAGAUAUCGCAGAUCUGGCCGGCGCCUUUUAACAAAGAGACAUCAAAUAAUGUCUUCUGAAAUGUUGCCAGCAUUUACUGAGUCUUCUAAUGUUGAAAGAAAGCAAAGCUUAAGUGAAGAUCAAGAGAAGAGCCAGAAGCCAAGAUUAGGUGAAGAGUUUGAACCAAUAUCUAAAAGACAAAUGAAGAAGCUAAUUAAACAGAAACAAUGGGAAGAACAAAGAGAACUCCGCAAACAAAAGCGGAAGGAAAAACGCAAGAGAAAACAAUUAGAGCGACAAUGUCAACUGGAAUCAAAUGUAGAUGGAAAUGACAGAAAACGCAUUCGAAGAGAUGUUGUCCACAGUACACUCCGCCUUAUCAUUGACUGCAGUUUUGACAGCUUGAUGGUAUUAAAGGACAUCAAGAAACUCCAUAAACAGAUUCAGCGAUGUUAUGCCGAAAAUCGGCGAGCACUGCAUCCUGUGCAGUUUUACUUGACAAGCCAUGGAGGCCAAUUGAAAAAGAACAUGGAUGAAAAUGACAAAGGAUGGGUCAACUGGAAGGAUAUCCACAUCAAAGCAGAGCAUUAUAGUGAGUUCAUAAAGAAAGAAGACCUAAUUUAUCUAACAUCAGACUCACCUAAUGUACUGAAGGAAUUAGAUGAAUCAAAGGCUUAUGUGAUUGGAGGGUUAGUAGAUCACAACCAUCACAAGGGACUCACAUAUAAACAAGCAUCAGAUCAUGGAAUUGAUCAUGCACAGCUCCCCCUUGGAAAUUUUGUGAAGAUGAAUAGUAGGAAAGUUUUGGCAAUUAAUCAUGUGUUUGAGAUUAUUCUGGAAUAUCUGGAAACCAAAGACUGGCAAGAAGCAUUUUUUACUAUUUUACCCCAACGGAAAGGAGCUGUUCCCACAGACAAAACCUGUGAAAGUUCUUCGCAUGAAAAGACAUCUGUCAGGGUUGAAGAUGGAUUGGACAGUGAUUCUAGUGAGGAAGAAAAUAGCAGAAAUGAACUACAAUUACCACAUGAAGAAGAAAAGCAAGAUAAAGAAAAUAGUAAUGAAUCUACAGUGAACUCUAUGCCACACUAAUGUUAUCUGUUGUUUUUUGUUUUGUUUUUUUGUUUUUUUUUUAGUUUAAGGAAAGCCAGAGAAAAUGAGGUGCUUCAUAGAAUAUUCUAACUGGGAGAAAAUUUUAUUUCCUCUUAUUUCUGUUGUCAAUUUUUAAAACUUUUUUUAGAGCUAAUUGAUAAUAAGCCCUUAUAAGAAAGUAUUUUUUGUUUUUACAUAAAAUUUAAAUGUAUAAUUUUUAAAAUAGUUUUCUAAGUCUCAAGAGUUUCUCGAGAAUUUUACUUUAUUGGUAAAACUUCAUUCUCUCUUAUUUACUGGAUUAUAUUUUUUAGAAUGUGCCUUCUGACCUUUCAGUUUUAUUUUUUAAUGUUUAUAUCAAGUGUCUUUAUGAUUUUUGCUUACUUAGUUGUGGAGGUAGAUAUUCAUCAAUCUCCUGUAAGUCUACUGAAAUGUUCUGUCUGGGAGGUUCUUCCUAUUUGCAGCUUUUUUAAUUCAACUUAGUUACUUCGAAAGAAUGCAGUUAUCUUAGGAAGAAGUAUUAGAUUGAUAAACUCAACAAUUUAUUUCUUUUGGACUAUGGAGCCCAUCUCUAUUCCUCCUCUGUGAUGCCUUUUUGUGGCUCUAAAGCAAUCACCGAAGAGUAAAGUAUCUCUUUAAUGUCCUUUCCUAAGUUCAGUAAUGGUGGUAACUUAUUUCAAUUACCAAAUGUAAUUCUUCAGACUAGAUUAUUUUAAAAGGCCAUUGAGUAUCAAUUUUGUCUUAAAUUUAAAAGGAAACAGCUCUUAGCUGUUUUUUCCUUCUGUAUAUACUUCUAUUAAAUAAUAUAUUUCUUGGUUCUUAAAGUGAACAAAGUUAACUUUAUAUGUGCAUCUGUCUACUAGCAUAUAAUAUACAAGCUAAUAUAACUGUAUGUUCCUAUAAAUAAGCAUGUAUGAAAAAUAUAUAAUUGUAUAUAUAUCCACAA
Neogale vison (American mink) is the source of this 2215-nucleotide messenger RNA. It is a transcript of the gene TRMT10A, whose product is annotated as tRNA methyltransferase 10A. Gene Ontology annotation, cellular component: nucleoplasm; cytosol; nucleus. Lineage: Eukaryota; Metazoa; Chordata; Mammalia; Carnivora; Mustelidae. Gene Ontology annotation, molecular function: tRNA binding. The record is from RefSeq and is a predicted model, not a curated record. Gene Ontology annotation, biological process: tRNA N1-guanine methylation. Bases 253 to 1272 code for a protein of 339 amino acids. The transcript has 8 exons.